This is a messenger RNA of Dioszegia hungarica, 4071 nucleotides long. Its product is annotated as Non-repetitive/WGA-negative nucleoporin C-terminal-domain-containing protein. The record is from RefSeq and is a predicted model, not a curated record. Bases 1 to 4071 code for a protein of 1356 amino acids. Gene Ontology annotation, biological process: transcription-dependent tethering of RNA polymerase II gene DNA at nuclear periphery; protein import into nucleus; protein localization to nuclear inner membrane. Gene Ontology annotation, molecular function: structural constituent of nuclear pore. Lineage: Eukaryota; Fungi; Basidiomycota; Tremellomycetes; Tremellales; Bulleribasidiaceae. The transcript has 17 exons. Gene Ontology annotation, cellular component: nuclear pore; nuclear pore inner ring.
AUGCUGUCCUUCUCUCGCUCCCAACCUCAGCCGAACCUCUACCCUCAACUCCCCCAAAGCCAACAACCACAGCAGCUAGGAUACUACCCAGCUCAACCGGGAGCGAUGCAGCCUUACGCCCCUGCUGGUCCCUCGCAGCCUAUACAGCUAUAUCAGCCGCCAGCGCAACCGCAGUAUCAACAAGUCCAGCAAUUCCAGCCACCUGCGAAUCAGCUAUACGGGGCCGGCGGGGGUCAGGCCGGGGCAUUGUACGCCAAUCCCGCGGGUGUGCCAUCGGUCUAUCAGCCGGCGGGGCAGAUGGCGGGGGGCCAGCUGCAGCAGGCGCAACAGGGCCCGUCGCAGCAGGGGAUGCAGCUUCAGCAGUCGGGACAAGGAGGGAAUCAGGUGCAGGCGGCGUAUAGACCACCAUACUCGGCGCCGAGCGCGUCGACGUCUCUGAUGCCUCAGCCGCUUGAGAGUGUGGACAAGAGUGAGGAUCCGAUAUACGGGCCACUGGGACGCGCGAGGGGGAAGGUCGAGAGGGCGAUGAGGGCGGACGAGGAGAUCAGCCCGGAUCUGUCGGACAUGCUCAGCGUGCAAGGGGGCGAGCCGUAUACCCAACCGAGCCCGAGUAACGCAUUCCGUCCGCUCAGAAUGAGCAAGACCACUCCUCUGCCUGAUGCGCUACAUCAGGAGCUCAAUUUCAAGCACCUGACGGCCAAAAUGGGUCUCUUCGAGGAGAUUGAGCGGGCCUGGUUCACAGUCGAUAAUAAACUGUUUCUAUGGGACUACACCGACGGACGCGACUUUAGCAGGUAUGAUGAGCAGGCGGAGACUAUACAGUCUGUUGGCUUGGUCAAGGCCCGAAAAGAUGUCUUCGUUGACGACAUCACCCAUGUCCUAAUCAUCUGCACCUCCUCCAAGGCCACCCUCCUCGGCCUCAACCGUACCUCUCCCCGCGAAAUCAACCUCUAUGCCACCCAACUCUCGGUCGACACCCCCACCCCCAUGCUGUCCAUCUCUGGCACCACUUCCGGCCGGAUCUUCAUGCUCGGCCAGAACAAGGACGUGUACGAGCUGGAAUACUCGUCCGAGAGCGGCUGGUUCUUCGGCUCUUCGACCCGCGUGUACCUGCACAAUCGGACGAGCGGGGCUUUGUCCAACUGGGUCCCGUCGAUACUGUCGUCCAGCACCAAGGAAGGCGUUGAGAGCUUCACGGUGGACGCGCAGCAGAAUAGGCUGUUCACACUGCAUACAAAGGGGGAGAUUGAGAUGUUUGAUGUGAGCGGGAGCGGCUGGGUUAGCAGGGGAAGAUAUACGCGCCUGAAGAGCGACGUGAUUGCGAGGGGCCUGGCGGGACAGGCGCCGGCGCACAAGGGGGCGGAGGUGGUUCUCAUUGCGGCGAUAGGUGGGCAGGAAAGUCGGAGGGCUUGUCUUGUUGCAGUGUGCGCAAACGGUACUCGCGUCUACUUCUCCUACUCCUUCUCCUUCCAACCUCUCGCAUUCCGACCUGCCCCCCUCGCAUCUCUCAACCUAUCCUCUCAGUCCUUCUACUCCUCGGGCACCCUCCUCGGUAUACAACACGACAACUCCGGUCCCACUCCGUCUACGCAUCUUACGACAAUCGUACCCAACUUCGGGCGUCAAUCUGUCGCUCGCGAGAACUACCAAGUCUUCGACGCGCCAAGCUACCAGGAGUGGUCUAUCCAGGACACAAUCCCGAGCCAAGUCUGGACAGUUGUGGAGCUUCCAUCUACCAGCCCGGCGUUCUGCUCAUAUACCCAGCGAAAGGGGGAUGGGAUUGCUCUCAACCCACUAUCCCGGCAGGCGGCGAGCGAAGGGCGGCAGUUCUUGAUUUUGGCGACGAGCGGGCUGUUCUCGGCCACUAUGCCCAGGCCGGUGGAUAUGCUGAGUGCGGAGGUCGAGACAGAGAAGGACACGGCUAUCACUAUUGCUCGGAACAACUUUGGUAAUAUCCAAACCGCCGCGAUGGGUAUCCUCCUCGGUGCUUCUCCCGACUUUAAGGGUGCCGACCUAUCUUCAGCCAUAUCUACCAUCCUCCUCUCUUCCGGCGCACCCGAAAUACGCGACACCUCCGCGGGGCGUACCAUCAUUUACUCAGCUCGACACGACGGUCUCGCCCUCAUCCUCUCCCGCUUCCUCCGCCCAAUCUGGACUUCCCGAGUAACCGCACCUGCUGGUCCUGGCCGCCAGACACUCGGCGUCCCGCAAAAGACCCUCCUGGACGUGCAGGCCCGUCUCGAGGGUCUGCGGGGGAACAUCGACGAGUACCCUUUCCCGCGGCAUCAGGCCGAAGGGGACGUCCGGAUUGCGUGGGACCAGGAGGAGCUAAGUCUGCACGGGAUGGGCGUGCUCAUCACGCAAACGAUUGAGGCGAUCAGCUUUGUGCUACUUUUGGCGGACUACAAGCUGGGAGACAUUGUUGCAAAAUGCGAUCCGAACCUCCAAAACACGCUCAGUAGCCUGACCUUCCAGGGCUUGCUUACCUCUACGGACGGACGCGAUAUCGCGAAGAAGCUGGUCACUGCUUUGAUCGAGCAGCAGAUCGGGCAAGAGCUAGGUAUCGACACACUGAGCGAACUCCUACAGCAGCGAUGCGGCUCCUUCUGCCAACCCGGAGAUGUCGUCCUCUACAAAGCAGAAGAAAGCAUUCGCCGAGCCGAAUCCGCACGAGACCCCUCGGAGCGGACAGAUUACCUGAAUGAAUCGCUCCGGCUAUUCUCAAAGGCUGCCGGCAAUGUCUCGAUCCCUAGGCUGCAGGAUGUGGCGAAGAGAUAUCGCUCCUUGGACUUCACCGUCGGUUCAAUCGAGUUGCCCCUUCGAUGUGCAGCAGAGAUGGACCCGCAGGACCGAGCGACCGACUUUGUCCGAGACGGCGAGCACCCCUCAGACCCUCGGAAAGCGCUCUAUACCGCACGGAUGGAGUGCUACGCCUGUGUCAUUGAAGCUCUGGGGCUCUUCGACGAGGCGCUUGACCGGGCGACUGCAGGCGGUAAUCUAGCUGGGGCCACCAUCCAGAGGCGAGAUGAAGCAUACGCACUGGCCAUCGCUAGCGAUGAUGAGCUGUUCCACUUUUACUUGUACGACUGGCAUGUUGCCCGCCAUCUGUCAGAGCAGCUCCUGGAGUUUGACACCCCGUAUAUCGAGAAAUACCUCCAGAUUACCAGCAGUGGAGUCGAAGAGCGGCGCGAUCUGCUGUGGAAAUACUACGCUCGCAGAGAGGAGUAUCUGGCUGCUGCAAAAGCGCUGUUCGAGCUCGCCACACGGAACAAUUCUCUACCCCUCAAUGAUCGCGCUUACUACCUCGCCCAAUCCCUCACCUCGGCCAAGUCUGCGGCGUCCGUCGGGUCUGACGAUGUCGAGUUCGCCUCGAGUCUGCAGGAGCGUAUCGAUGUCGCGCAGGUCCAGAUGGAGGUGGCGCGAGCGAUCGAGGUGCAUGGAGAGAUGACCGACGAGGAGAAGUCGAACGCCCUGGACCGGCUCAAUAGCGAGUUGAUCGGGCUCGACGAGUUGUAUCAAGGCUUCGCUCGGCCAUAUCGGCUAUACGAGCCAAUCCUCCUUAUCCUCAAAACAGCCGAUACGCGUAUCGACGAUGUCUGCGAGGCGGUAUGGCGUCAGCUCCUCCAACACGCGGCGAUGGCGGAUGCGCGGGGUCCAGGGAGGGACGCGAAAGUCGGAGAGGCGGUCAGGGAGUUGAUGAGGCGAUACUUCCCAUCUGAGGCUGCGCCAUUAGACCUGGUGUUGCCCGUCGUCUAUGCCGAAGCUGCGGGUAUUAGGGGCUCUGCGGGCUGGGCGAGCGAGGCGCUGUUGGAUGGUGGUGUACCAUUGCGGGAUCUAUGGGAAGCAGUCAUGAGCCUCUACGAAGAGAGCGACGAUCAGAUGUUCUUCACGGAGGAAGCAGCUGUGUUGGCGGAGAGGUGGACCACUUCAAAGGAGCAGAUCCCGGCGGCCGAGGUAGAGCGGUUCGCAUCGGCGUAUCUUCUUCGAGCAAACGCUGCCGACAUGGAUGAACGGACGAGGCGGACAAGAGAGCGGAUGACGGCUGCGAAGGCGGCUGCGGGGCGGUACUAG